This is a messenger RNA of Athene cunicularia (burrowing owl), 678 nucleotides long. RefSeq names its product syndecan 4 (gene SDC4). The transcript is spliced from 4 exons. Gene Ontology annotation, biological process: cell migration. Gene Ontology annotation, cellular component: cell surface; membrane. Lineage: Eukaryota; Metazoa; Chordata; Aves; Strigiformes; Strigidae. Bases 48 to 560 code for a protein of 170 amino acids. The record is from RefSeq and is a predicted model, not a curated record.
ACUUAACGCUUCUCCACCCCCAUUUACAGGUGAGAGAAACUGAGACGAUGGACGCCCGAUGGCUUGACUACCCUGCCUCUGGAGACUUGCCAGAUGAUGAAGACAUUGGCGAAUUUAGGCCUCAUGUUACUUCUGAUGGGUUAGAUAUAGAUGAUGCAUCCGGGUCUGGAGACUACUCAGACUCUGAAGAUGCCAUGUAUCUGACCACCAUGGAUACUCCUUUGAUAUCUGACAACUAUAUCCCUGGCGAUACUGAGAGAAAGAUAGAAGGUGAGAAGAAAAACACAGUGGUGGACAAUGAAAUCAUUCCAGACAAAGCUGUACCUGUUGAAGAGAACCUGUCCAACAAGAUCUCCAUGGCAAGCACAGCCAACAGCAGCAUCUUUGAAAGAACAGAAGUCCUUACAGCUCUCAUUGCAGGAGGAGCAGUGGGGCUCCUGUUUGCCAUCUUCCUAAUCCUCCUCUUAGUCUAUCGCAUGAAGAAAAAGGAUGAAGGCAGUUAUGACCUUGGGAAGAAACCAAUCUACAAGAAAGCCCCUACAAAUGAGUUCUAUGCUUAAAGUUCAGCAGCAACUUGUGCCCAUCAAGGGACAAACAGACUGUAUGGAAACGCUGUGCCCUCAGAUGAGAUGUGCUGAACAAAUGCUCUUUUUGGAUUGAAUUUCAAAGUGACUUAGA